GCCAGCACCGUGGAGACUCAUUGGCUGAGACGAUGCUUGAGAACUGACCAUAUGUAUGUUGCUAUCACCUUUAGAGCGGAGGGGGCUGAAGGGACUGUACAGUAUGUUAUAUUUACUGGUUAGAAUGCACAACAUUCAGACGCUACAAGGCUGAGUUAUCUUCCCUCCACAGAUCAAGCCCUAUCUGACUAAGAGGCAUGUCCUCCUCCUCUCUUCUGUGGUGUCUGCUGGUGGUGUGUGUUCUGGUUGUGGUCCAGAUCUAUGCAGCAGAGGAACGUAAGGUCCUCAAGGUGUUCAACCUCAGAGCCAGCGACCUGAACAGCGGCUUGUUCCAGACCCCUGAUGCCUACGUCAAGGUGUUUAUGGGCUCCGGCUACGGCGGGAAGACAGAGGUAAAGAACAACAACCAUGACCCCUGGUGGAAGGAGGACUUCAACUUCUUCAACGUCCGUGAGAACGACCCGCUGAGGCUGGAGGUGUACGACAGUGACGUGCUCUUCGACGACCUGCUGGGGACCUGCGAGCGCUCCAUCAAGAUUGGAACCUGGCAACAUCAAUGUUUCCUGAAGAAGGGAGGGAGCCUGUACUACUCCUACACCCUAGAGCCCCUACAGUAGACCCUGUACUACUCCUACACCCUAGAGCCUCUACAGUAGACCCUGUACUACUCCUACACCCUAGAGCCUCUACAGUAGACCCUGUACUACUCCUACACCCUAGAGCCCCUACAGUAGACCCUGUACUACUCCUACAACCUAGAGCCUCUACAGUAGACCCUGUACUACUCUUACACCCUCUUUAGUAAACCCUGUACUACUCCUACACCCUAGAGCCUCUACAGUUGACUCCAUACUACUCCUACAUUCUAGAGCCUCUACAGUAAACCCUGUACUACUCCUACACCCUAGACCAUAGAGCCCAGUAGACUGUGUACUAACCCUACACCCUAAAAGCCUACAGUACACCCUAGAGCUCAUUAGACCCCUUCCACAUAGUUAAAACAAUUAUCCACAGCAACGUCUGGUCCCAUAGUCUCUCUCCUCUUAUCUAUAUUUACAACGACGUCCCAUUUCGGACCCCUCAUCUGUUACAUGGAUUUCUCAUUCUCCUCAAACUGAGCUGAAAAACCGUCCUCCCCCUGACCUCAUCCUCAGGCUCAUCAUAACAGACUAGAUUCUAGAACAUUGAGCAGUACAAAACUCCACCUCCACCUUACAGUUAGUGUAUUGUAAUUCGUGUCUGAUGUCUCUCUCAGUCUCCCACUUUGUGUAUUUAACUGAUUUGGGUAUAAAUCGGAUCUCAGGGGAUCAGGGACCAUGCAUGACAAACAGUACACCAGAUUUAAGACUGUCCAUGCACCAGAUUUAAGACUGUCCAUGCACCAGAUUUAAGACUGUCCAUGCACCAGAUUUAAGACUGUCCAUGCACCAGAUUUAAGACUGUCCAUGCACCAGAUUUAAGACUGUCCAUGCACCAGAUUUAAGACUGUCCAUGCACCAGAUUUAAGACUGUCCAUGCACCAAAUUUAAGACUGUCCAUGCACCAGAUUUAAGACUGUCCAUGCACCAGAUUUAAGACUGUCCAUGCACCAGAUUUAAGACUGUCCAUGCACCAGAUUUAAGACUGUCCAUGCACCAGAUUUAAGACUGUCCAUGCACCAGAUUUAAGACUGUCCAUGCACCAGAUUUAAGACUGUCCAUGCACCAGAUUUAAGACUGUCCAUGCACCAGAUUUAAGACUGUCCAUGCACCAGAUUUAAGACUGUCCAUGCACCCAAUUUAGCAACAUACAACUGCUUAUUUCCAGUAAACGUCACCAUAAAACAUGGCUUCUGUGUCUGUUUAUCUCGUGAACUGCAGUAAAGAAGUUGACCUCUUGUCACUAUGAUUGUACUGUCAUGCUCCUUCUAGCUCUGUGUCUGAUUGGCUCUGUCCAACUGUCACUUCCGUGCUCACUCAACCAUGGCAUCAAUUAAUAAAAAGUAGAUUCACUGCA
Messenger RNA from Oncorhynchus keta (chum salmon), 1995 nucleotides. Its product is annotated as perforin-1-like. The record is from RefSeq and is a predicted model, not a curated record. Lineage: Eukaryota; Metazoa; Chordata; Actinopteri; Salmoniformes; Salmonidae. The transcript is spliced from 3 exons. The coding region runs from base 198 to 617 and encodes 139 amino acids.